Molecule: messenger RNA, 1931 nt
Organism: Fusarium odoratissimum NRRL 54006
Lineage: Eukaryota; Fungi; Ascomycota; Sordariomycetes; Hypocreales; Nectriaceae
Exons: 3
Coding region: 84-1784 (566 amino acids)
Source: RefSeq, a predicted model, not a curated record
GCAUCACAAGAGACCUUGACAAUUUCCCUCUGUACUCUGUUUACUUUCCUCCUUGCCAUUCCAUUAGACACUCCAGUGCAACCAUGCGCCUGCUCAAAGGCCUCGUACUAGGUCUGCUCCUUGAGAGAGGUCUAGGCCAGACAGACACUCAGCCAGAGGGUGACAGUAUUGCAACUGUUGCCGACCCUGUCGAGACAGAUCCCGCAGAUGUGCCUGCUCCUGACCCGAGUGCUCCAUCAGAUGGCGACACUCCUUCAGAUCCCCCAGACCCAGCAGAUGAUGGACCGACAAUCACAAUAGAUGACCCUCAGCCCACUGAUGACGGGUCCGAUGCCAGAAUCCCCGCCCCAGAUCCCACUGAUGAACCUACCGAUGUCGAAGACCCCUCAGCCAUUCCUGACGAUCCCGCCGAAACAAAUACAGACGAUGAACAGCUAGCUCCCACUGACCAGCCCGCGCCAACCGACACUGAGCCCGAGCCCACCGCAACAGACGUCGAUGCUACGCCGACCAAUGAUGAGGAGACUCCCCAAGAGACAGAUUCCAAUGGUGAGGAAGCUACGCAGACAGAUGGUGACACCGAUGCGGCACCCGUCGUUCCAACAGAAGCCUUGAACUCCGCGGCCGAAGAGACCCCAGAGGCAACCCCUCUGGCGUCCGACACCGCAGACGACCAAGUUCCACAGACGACCGAAGAGCCAUCGGAUGAAGAGACCGAAGAACCGAAAGCUGACUCUGAACCAGAAGAGUCUACCCAGCAGGAAUCCAGAGGAAUUGUAGCGCCGACAAAGACUGAGAAGAGCGAUGCGAAGCCGACUGAUGGCGAUGGUAAAUAUUCACCUGCUCCUUAUGCUAGUCCGACUGGAGGGGAUGAGACGGAGCCGACGGGGUCGAAGAAUGAACAGACCGCUGAUGGAACAACCCGCAAAGCUGCAGCUACAGGUAGUGGAGGCAAGGAGGAGAAGACUACACUUGCUACUUCCAAGGGAGCUGCGCCGACAUCGCCUGCUCAGGAUUAUGCCAUUGAUCUGGAAGAAGCUGACCUGGGCGACUAUGCCGAGUUCCAAGGCGCCGGCGACAAGACUGUCGUCAUUCUCAAACCCCCUCCCAACACCGAAGCAAAGUGCGAUCUCCCCCCAACAAGCGACGAAGACGUCCCCGAGGGUGAAGACGUGCGCGUCGUCCUCUCCGUGAAAAUCGCAGACCUCAAGAAAGGCGUCAAGUCUGGUAAUCGCUUGCAAAUGCUCAUUGACGGUUCGACUAUUUACGAUAAAGAGCUUUUGGGCACUGGUGAUGAAGAGGAGAGUAUUUCGAGCGAUAAGUUCAAGGCUGCGCUGGAUCAGAAGGUUAAUGUUGUUCAAAAGGCGGGUGACAAGCCGGUGCAGGUAACUAUUCAGGAUGCGAAUAUCAGGAGUGCUAUUAGCGGGGGCAGUAGAGGGGGUAGUGGAGGAGGUGGUGGCUCUGGUGGUGGUUCUGGGGAUGAUGGUGAUAACUCUGGUGAUGGUGGUUCUGAUGGUGGUUCUGGUGGUGGUUCUGGUGGCGGUGGAGGCGGAAGUGGCAGCGGAAGUGGUAGCGGAAGUGGCAGUGGAAGCGGUUCAGGCGAUGGUAACGGCGACAGCUCAGGCGGAGGUGCUUCUGAGAGCGCCUCAGGAACCGGCGGCGAAGGCGCAUCACCAUCAAGUGUUUCCGGCAGCGACGGUCAAACCAACGUUGCUGGCAAGAACUUCAUGGUCGGUGAGGUCCUCAUCUAUGCCCUCCCUCUUGCCGUCGCUCUCGUGGGAUGAGCCCAUGUAACAUUGGACAUUCUUGUAUCUAGUUCUUGGUGGUUGAGUUGGAAUUGUACAGAUCGCCGAGCUAUCGGGUUAAUAAUAUUAAUGCUUUGCUCGAGUUAAUGAGAAUUUGAUGACGGUUUAAUGACUGCAUAGUUUACC